Molecule: messenger RNA, 2295 nt
Organism: Striga hermonthica
Lineage: Eukaryota; Viridiplantae; Streptophyta; Magnoliopsida; Lamiales; Orobanchaceae
Source: the annotation of a GenBank genome assembly
AUGGAAAAUGAGGCGAGGCCCCGUGAGAAGGUCUUUCCCAAUGGAGAUAUCUACUUUGGCAGCUUCAAGGGAACGAUUCCUCACGGGAAGGGAAAAUACAAAUGGCCAGACGGGACCAUCUACGACGGCGACUGGGAGCUCGGGAAAAUGACGGGAAAUGGUAAAAUCUCAUGGCCCACCUCACAGUCCACUUACGAAGGUGAUUUUUCCGCGGGCUUUCUCCACGGGUUUGGGACCUUCAUUGGGCCCGACGGGUCUGUGUACAGGGGCACCUGGAAGAUGAGCUCCCAGCACGGCAUCGGCCGGAAGCAGUACCCGAAUUCGGACGUUUACGACGGCUGCUGGCGAGAGGGCGCCCGGGAGGGCAGCGGCCGCUAUGGGUGGGGCCCAGGUGGCAUGUACGUAGGGAACUGGAAGAACGGGCGUAUGUCGGGCCGAGGGGUCAUGAAGUGGCCCAACGGGGACCUUUUUGACGGGUUCUGGUCAAAUGGGUCGAGGCAUGGCCCGGGAUUCUACAGGUUCGCGGAUGGGAGCUACUACUUUGGAACGUGGUCCCGUGGGCUGAAGGAUGGUACCGGAACAUUUUACCCGGCCGGGAACAAGCACCUGAGCAAGUUGAGGCCCGAGGAGCUCAUCGAGAGGCGGAGAAAGCAGAUUUCCCAUGUCUCGUCUGCGGAUUUGGAGGUGAAGCGUAGUUUGUCUGAUAAGAUCUCGUCGAGCUUCCGGUGGGGUUCUGGAAGGUUAACCUCGUCUCUGGAAGAUGAUGAUUCGGGCAUGUCGGCCUCGACGAGAGAAAUGUUGUCACGUGAGAGGUCUUGUGUAGUGUUGGGUAGCUCCUGCGAGGGGCAGGGGGAGCUUCUGGAAAGUAGGUCUGUGGCUUACGAGAGAGAGUAUAUGCAAGGAGUGCUUAUUAAGGAGAGGGUCAGAAAUAUAUCCAAGUUGUCUCAUAGAAGCAAGCAACGGUUGAAGUUUGCCAAGGAAGUUAAUAGGAGUUCGUGUGUCGAUAUUUUCAAAGGCCACAAGAGCUAUUAUCUGAUGCUGAGCUUGCAACUUGGUAUCAGGUAUACUGUUGGGAAGAUCACACCGGUUCCUAUGAGGGAAGUCAGAUCAUCUGAUUUUGGUAAACAAGCACGGAUAAAGAUGUACUUCCCUAGAAAGGGUUCUCAGUUGACUCCUCCUCACAAAUCAAUUGACUUUUAUUGGAAGGAUUACUGCCCCAUGGUUUUCAGGAACCUUAGAGAGUUGUUCAGGUUAAACGCUGCAGACUAUAUGAUGUCUAUUUGCGGUGAUGAUGGUCUUAGAGAGCUCUCUUCCCCUGGAAAAAGUGGAAGCCUUUUCUAUCUCUCUCAUGAUGAUAAAUUCGUAAUUAAAACACUGAAAAAACCUGAGCUGAAGGUGUUACUGAAGAUGCUGCCUCACUAUUACGAGCACGUGCAAGCGCAUGAGAAUACCCUCAUAACCAAGUUCUUUGGGGCACACAGGAUUACUCUUAAACAUGGAAAAAAGGGUUGUGAUUGUAUUCAGGUUCGCUUUGUGGUCAUGGGGAAUAUGUUUUGUACUGAAUUACACAUACAUCGCCGUUACGAUUUAAAGGGCUCGUCUCAUGGGAGGUUUACGAAGAAAGAAAAGAUUGAUGAGAGCACUACACUGAAAGAUCUUGAUUUGAAUUAUGAGUUUCAUAUGGACAAACUGUUGCAUGAAUCACUGUUUAGACAAUUAUCCCUGGAUGCAGCAUUCUUGGAAUCUCAACAGAUCAUAGAUUAUAGCCUUCUUUUGGGUUUGCAUUUUAGAGCACCCGAGCAUCUAAGAUUGUUUUCGGAUCCUGAGAAUACUAAUGGCGUUGAUGGUGUUAUAACCCAAGGAGAAGUGUUAAUACCUCCAAAGGGUUUGGUGUUGGUGAGUCACGAGCCGGGUUGUGUGAGCAGCAGUCCGGGCCCACACAUACGAGGAAGCACAUUGAAAGCAUACUCUAUUGGCAAUAAAGAAGCUGACCUCCUCUUGCCCGGCACUGGAAGAUUAAGGGUGCAAUUAGGGGUAAACAUGCCGGCACAGGCAAACCACAAGAUCACUCAAGCCGAGACGGACUCGGUCGAGGUUGAGCUUUUCGAGGUGUAUGAUGUCGUCCUGUACCUGGGCAUAAUCGACAUUUUACAGGAGUACAACAUGAAAAAGAAACUGGAGCACGCCUGUAAAUCCAUCAAGUACGAUCCCCUCUCUAUUUCUGUUGUCGAACCGAGCUUCUAUUCCAAACGCUUUAUUACCUUCUUGGACAAAAUUUUUCCCGCGCAGCCUUAA